Gasterosteus aculeatus aculeatus (three-spined stickleback) is the source of this 2784-nucleotide messenger RNA. It is a transcript of the gene cpz, whose product is annotated as carboxypeptidase Z. The record is from RefSeq and is a predicted model, not a curated record. Gene Ontology annotation, molecular function: metallocarboxypeptidase activity; zinc ion binding; protein binding. Lineage: Eukaryota; Metazoa; Chordata; Actinopteri; Perciformes; Gasterosteidae. Gene Ontology annotation, biological process: protein processing; peptide metabolic process.
ACACACACACACAGAGCUGUGUGCAGUGUAAUAUGAUCGGUCGCUCAGUGAGCUGUAAUUCAGGUCUCGUGUCGGAGAUGCUCUUACGCGCAGACAAAGGAAGCAGCUCCUCGUGCCGCUCGCGUCGGUGAUUCUCAUCCAGGCCCAGAGGACGAACACACACACUGGCCACAUCACUGCCCUCGGACAUGCGUUGGGGACUGUUGUUGCUGCUGUUUCUCUCCUCGAUGAGGAGCUGUGGGUGCGCGCCGCCGCAGACUUGCCAUCCAGGAGACGAGCUUUUAGGAAGAUGCACCAACGACGUGUUGGGAGAUAAACCUACCUGUACGCAGCUCACGCUGGGCUACUGCAAUGACCUGGAGUACUCGAGAACCGUAUUUCCCAACAUCCUCGGCCAACGGAGUAGCCGGGACGUGGAGUCGAGUGCAGAGUACCUCCUGCUCAGCGUCAUCCACGGCCUGCUCAGCGGGGAGUGCUCCCCUGAGAUACGCCUGGUCGGCUGCUCGGUUCUCGCCUCGCCCUGCCAGGACGACAAGAUGAUAAAACCCUGCCGCAGCACGUGCGAUGCAUUGAGGAGGGACUGUGCCCAUGCCUUUGAAGCCAUCGAAAUGGCCUGGCCCUACUUCCUGGAUUGUGACCGUUUCUUUGCAAGUAACGAGGAGGGCUGCGUCGACCCACUGGCAGCCCUCAAAGCCAGACAGAAGCAAAUAGAAAUGUCCAGCCUUUCAGGUGCAGAACCCAGCACCAUCCUCCAGUUCACAUACACCACCAAUGCUCAGAUGUACAGCCUGCUGAAGAGAACAGCAGCCAAGUGCCCCCAAAUCACUCAAGUCUAUAGCAUCGGGCGCAGCACAGAGGGAAGGGACCUGCUGGUCAUUGAGUUCAGUGACAACCCAGGAAAGCACGAGCUACUGGAACCAGAGAUCAAGCUGGUGGCGAACAUGCACGGCAACGAGGUGUUGGGCCGCCAGCUGCUGAUCUACUUGGCGCAGUAUCUGUGCUCCGAGUACGUCCUGGGCAACCAACGAAUUCAGACCAUCAUCAACACCACCCGCGUUCACAUUCUGGCCUCCAUGAAUCCCGAUGGCUACGAGCUGGCUGCCUCAGAGGUAGAGGAUAACAGUGACCCGGAGCGCGCCAACCAGGAAGGCCACUUGUUGAAUGGUUGGACCAAUGGACGUACCAACGCCCAGAAUAUUGACCUCAACCGCAAUUUUCCAGACCUCACCUCCAUUUUCUACCGGAACCGCCGCAGCAGGCACUACCGCAUUGACCACAUCGCAAUCCCCGACGCCUACUGGUUCGGAAAGGUGGCACCAGAGACCUACGCAGUGAUGAAGUGGAUCAGGUCGCUGCCCUUCGUUCAGUCCGCCAGCCUCCACGGAGGUGAUCUGGUGGUCUCCUAUCCCUUUGACUUCUCUAGACACCCACAGGAAGAGAGGAUGUUCUCACCCACUCCUGAUGAACAGGUCAUCAAGCAGCUGGCUCGCACCUAUGCAGACGCCCACGCCACCAUGUCCAACAAUGACACUGAGAGGUGUGGAGCCUCCUUUUACCAAACCCGGGGCAUCAUCAAUGGGGCACUGUGGUACAGUUUUGCUGGUGGUAUGUCAGACUUCAACUACCUGCACACAAAUUGUCUGGAGAUCACGGUCGAGCUCGGAUGUGACAAAUUCCCAUCAGAGGCAGAGCUUUACCCAGAAUGGAAAAGGAAUAAGGAAGCUCUGUUAAGUUAUAUGGAGUCCGUCCAUCGAGGGAUAAAGGGAGUCGUUCAGGAUGUUGAUGGAAAAGGGAUUAAAGGUGCAAUUAUCUCUGUGAGGGGGGUAAGAAAAGAUGUCACAGCAGCUGAAGAUGGAGACUAUUGGCGGCUGCUGAAUCCAGGUACUCACAUCCUGACAGCCACGGCCAGGGGUUACUCCAGGGUCAGUAAGAGGGUUUAUCUGCCGCACAACAUGAACAAGGCUGGACGUGUCGACUUUGUCUUGGCGAAGGUGCCCAUAGAGCCUGACAUCGACGACCAUCUCUUCCCCACAGUAGACACGUGGGAACGAUUCGACCCGUACAACCAGUUCGAGCGCGACAGCGAGCCGGGCGCAAGGGAGGAGAAACCGUGGUGGUGGAACUACUUCUCCCAGUCUGGCAUUUCACCUCCACAAUGGCUGCUGCGAAGUGUCUAAAAUAACGACUGGACAAUAAGGAACCCAGCAUACCACUACGAGACUGGUGAUGCCACUGGUGCUUUCAGAGGUGUCUGUGUAGCAGUAGCCGUGACACUGAAAUCAGCAGUGAGCCCAGAGCUAAAUACGUUUCAGUGCUUUCUGGAUGUGAAUACACAUUUUUUUAGGCAGUAAAUAGAUUUGAUUUGAUGUCAAAUAAUUGGCAAAUAAUGCAUUGCAGCUGCAUUCAACUUGUUUAAGUAAAGAUUUAACCACUGCAAAAUAGAGGAUGGAUGCCUCAAAAGAUGUUAAUCAAAAGUAAUUCAAUGCACUUAUUUGAAUAUAGUGGCACAAUUUCAUAUGUGAUGGCAGCUGCAAAAGGUGUGAACUUGAAACAAAUGUUGCACCUCAUCAUUUAAUUUUUAAUAUUAAUACAUUUCAUGGCUUAUGUUUUAGCUACGGUUAAUACAUUAUGUAUAUCAGUGGAACACUCAAUCAUGUCUAAAUCGUGCACUACAUUUAAGCUUGGAUUGAUGAGCAGCAUUAGUGUGCCAACUGUGAACAGUUGAACUUCUUGCUUGUUGGUUCUUCACAAAAAAGAAACAUUAAAUAUUUGUGGCAAAUCCUC